GGGAACUGAGAGCUGCUUUCUCUCACCACUCACUGUCCUCACUGCAGUCUUGCUGUCACAGAGCUGCUCCUGACAAAUGGCACCAAUGGUGCUGGCCCUCAUCCUGGGUGAGUGACAAUGCGGAUGUGGUGCCACGGGGGUUGGAGGCCCUGUGUGGGACCAGGACCGUGUCCCUUGCAGGUUGGUGGCUGGUGGCAAUUAGCAGAACACGGCAUUUGCCCAGACCCUCCCUGUCGCUGCACCCCAGCCAGGGGGUGUCCCUGGGGGACAAUGUCACCCUGCGCUGCCACUUGAGCCGGAUGGCUGCCUGGGUCUGGCUGUACCAGUAUGGAGGUAGGACACACAACAGGUACCAUGUGUCUGAGCCACUGGGGACAUCAGAAAAGAGCGAUCCCGUGGAGCUGGUGCUGACAGAUCGCAGGUACCCCCCACCUGACAUUUCUCUGAGCUUUGAGGGACACGAGAUGACAGCCAUCAAUAUCAGUAUCCACGUGGGGAGAGGGUCCAAUGUCACCAUCCAGUGCUGGAACUGGGAUUAUGGAUCCUCCUUCCUCCUGCACAAGGGUGGGCACUCAGCCCCUGUCCAGCGCCAGGACCCCUGUGGUGGAGGAAUGGCCACCUUCACCCUCUUUGGGGUGUCCCCAGCUGACACCGGCACCUACAGCUGCUCCUACCGCCCCUGGGGUCACCCCUUUGUGUCCUCACCCCUCGGGGACAGCAUGACACUUGAGGUGACAUCCCCACCUACACGUCCAGGUGCCAAUGGGGAAUCCCGUGGGAGCCUGGUUGUGGCAGUGGCAGGGGGCUGUGCCACUGCCCUCGCCUUCGGCCUCAUCCUCAUCAUCUUCUUCCUCCUGCCUGCCCGCAGACGUCGGAUACAGAGAACUGCCAGCUCUGGUGAGGAA
Molecule: messenger RNA, 905 nt
Organism: Phasianus colchicus (ring-necked pheasant)
Lineage: Eukaryota; Metazoa; Chordata; Aves; Galliformes; Phasianidae
Source: RefSeq, a predicted model, not a curated record